Molecule: messenger RNA, 1992 nt
Organism: Coniophora puteana RWD-64-598 SS2
Lineage: Eukaryota; Fungi; Basidiomycota; Agaricomycetes; Boletales; Coniophoraceae
Exons: 5
Coding region: 1-1992 (663 amino acids)
Biological process (GO): RNA 3'-end processing
Cellular component (GO): TRAMP complex; nucleolus
Molecular function (GO): mRNA binding; poly(A) RNA polymerase activity
Source: RefSeq, a predicted model, not a curated record
AUGCACGGUGAAGCCUCCGAACCACCAACCAAGCGUGCGCGCAAGAACAGCGAUGUCAAGGGAAAGGGCAAGGCGAAGGCUGACGACGAACCCAUACCCGAGGAUGGCGAGCUCGAGUGGGAGGGUGAAUCUUUUGCCCAGGGAGACGACUUUAUACCCUUCUUUGCCGACGACGAGUCACCCAGGUCAACUAGGAAGGAGAGGGCGCCGGAACGAGAAUGGGAUGUGGGCAAGAACAGGCGCGAUUGGGAUCGGGAUAGAGACAGGACGAGGGACAGAGAUAGAGACAGGGAGAGAGACCGUGGCGCGAAGCGCAGUUACGAUUUCGUGUUCGAUGAAGACGAACUUGUCGGCCGCGCAUAUGGCCACGACCGAGGGCGCGCGCCGUCAAGGAAGACGCCUUGGGUGCACUUGGUCGACUGGGACGGUUGCCACAACGUCGCAGAGAUGUUCCAUCGAGAAGUGGAGGCCUUUGUCGACUACAUGUCACCGACAAGUAUUGAGGACGAGAUACGUGGUCUUGUGGUCAAGCUCGUAGGCAAGGCUGUUACGAGUGCGUUCCCCGACGCCAAAGUUCUCCCCUUUGGAAGCUAUGGCACAAAACUCUACCUCCCGAGCGGUGACAUCGAUCUUGUCAUUGAAUCCGACUCCAUGCAAUACGUCCCCAAAAACUCCGUCCUUCAUUCACUCGCCAACGUCCUCAAGCGCGCCGGGAUCGCCGACAAAGUGACGAUCAUCGCCAAGGCCAAAGUGCCCAUCGUCAAGUUCAUCACGCGCCACGGCCGGCUCAACGUCGACAUCAGCAUCAACCAGUCCAACGGGCUCGUCGCGGGCCAGAUCGUCAACGGCUUCCUCGCGGACAUGCGCGGCUGCGGGCGCGCCCUCCGCGCGCUCGUCAUGGUCGCCAAGGCGUUUCUCGGCCAGCGGGGGAUGAACGAGGUGUACACGGGCGGACUGGGCAGCUAUUCGAUCGUCUGUAUGGCGAUUAGCUUUCUGCAGAUGCAUCCCAAGAUACGGAGGGGCGAGAUCGACGCGGAGCGGAAUCUGGGUGUGCUCGUGAUGGAGUUCUUCGAGCUUUACGGGCGCUACUUCAACUACGAGCAGGUUGGCAUCUCUAUCAAGAACGGCGGGAAGUACUUCAGCAAGCUGAAGCGUGGGUGGCUCGACUUUGGGAAGCGCGGGCUGCUCUCGAUUGAGGACCCAACAGACUCAUCAAACGACAUAUCGAGAGGCUCGUACGCUAUCGCCAAGGUUCGCCAGACCCUCGCCGGCGCACACGAGAUCAUGACCACCACCGCCUUCCUCCGCGCCGGCUCGCUCAGCGCACGACGUGAAGGUCGCUCCGUCUCAUUACGAGGGAACGGCAAAGGCAAGGACAAGAGCGACCCCGCCGAGAUGAGCAUACUCUCGACUAUUCUCGGCGUCACGCAGGAGACGAUCAACAAUCGCAGACUCUUGCAAGAAGUGUACGAUGAUCGCGCGCUGCACGAGCUUCUCGGUGUUUCUCCCAAGCCCAGCGUAUCUAUGGACACUACGGCCUCGCGGAACAACAAACGCCAAGGCGAGAGCUCGCGACGCGGCGCUGCGAGCGUCGAAGAGGCGUGGGGAGAGGCUGAAAUAGACUUCGUGGGCGAGGAUGCGGUGGAGGGUAUUGAGGACGGCGCUGGCGAAGAUGACGAGGAUGGCGAAGAUGACGACGACGACGACGACGAUGAAGGGCGUUACGGCAUCCAGAAGCGCAAGUCCAGACCCCAUCAACCAGAUAUCGUCUUCAUCAGCGAUGAAGACGACCACACCUCGGGGCUCUCAGCAGAGGAGGCGGAGUACGCCCGAGGCGCACCGGAUUUAGAUUCGGGCUCGGACUCGGACUCGGAUGGGGGUAGGUCGUCGGUGAAGGGGCGGGAAAGCGCGAAGGUCGAGAGGGCAUCGGCGCGGAGGUCGUAUUGGCUCGCGAAGGGCGUGCCGAAUGGCUAUGAUGAGGAUAGUUCUUGA